ACGUAGACAUUAAAAGUAAUUUAUUCAGCCGUGCCCUGGACAAUUUUUUUUAAGGAUUUAAAGCUAUGCUUUACUUCUGUACAAUAGUUUCAUAUUAAAAUUUCUAAGAUGUCUACAGAAAAUAUCACUGGAGUAAUCAUUUUGAUUCUAACAAGUUUGAUUUGCCCGUGUGUUGAUGGAGCGUACUACUACUAUUCCUACAGAUCCUACUACUACUAUAGAUACUACUACUACUCCCCAUCAUCAUCGGGGGCCGUGAUUGGAGGGGUGGUUGCCGGGAUCAUCAUAUUUGCUGUCAUCGUCACUGUCGUCGCCAUCAUCAUCUGUAAACAUGCCAACAGGGGGCGGACCCUGGUCCACCAGUCCGGCGGCACUACCGUUACCGCCGUGUCAAACACCAACAAUAGCUUACCGCCACCCCCGGCCAACAAUGGAUACUACCCGCCCCCGCCUCCCACCUACAGCAGCCCGAGUUACCCUCCAUCCACCUACAGCAAUCCCGCCUAUCCACUCCCGCAGGCUGGGGCGAUGCCUGGGACAAGCGCAUAUGGUUCAGCGUUCAGCGAGGCUCCGCCCCCGACUAAGUAUUGACAACUAUACUCCGUGUAAAUACCGUAUAAAUACUCUGACCGCAAUCAAAUGCAUAGAUCUUCUUGAAUAUAUCAUUUUUCUUGACUAUAUAUGUAUUCAGUUUUACGAAUACGUAUGUAAACAAUUUCUUUUGUGAAUAAACCGCAUAAUGUUUUUUUAAUGUUGCAUAUUAUUAAUGUAAUCAUUUAAACUUUUCUAUCAUUAAUGCCCAAUAUUUAUUUUGUAAGUCAGCUUAUAUUUUUUUUAAAAGUAAAUAAUUUAAACAUUAAAACAUCAGAGUGUUUUUGGGAGGAGGAAUUUCAAAGAUUCUAUAACCAUCUGGUAACUGAAAAUUUUGUUUGAAUUAUUUUCUCUGCUAAAGACAUGUCGCUUGUCAGAGUAUAUUAAUUUUUAAUAUAUAUUUUUUAUUUGAUUUUACUAUUGUUUUAUUGUUUUCUUGUUGAUGUUCAAAUUUAUUUUAUGAUAAAUAUUUAUACCAAUC
This is a messenger RNA of Magallana angulata, 1072 nucleotides long. RefSeq lists its product as uncharacterized. Lineage: Eukaryota; Metazoa; Mollusca; Bivalvia; Ostreida; Ostreidae. Bases 109 to 591 code for a protein of 160 amino acids. The transcript has 4 exons. The record is from RefSeq and is a predicted model, not a curated record.